CUUCUUAAAAUGCCUUCAAUGAAAAUUAUGCUUUUACUGUCAGCUAUUGUGCUGACACUUUAUUUCAUCGAAAAUACUGCUGGAAAUCCUUAUCCCAGCAUAGACCUCUUCGGGGGCUAUGACAUCCUUGGAGUAUGUUUGAGAAACUGUGCGCAAUGCAAGAAGAUGUUCGGCUCGUUCUUUGAAGGCCAACUCUGCGCAGACAGCUGUGUCAAGUUCAAGGGGAAAGUGAUUCCAGAUUGUGAAGAUUUGGCUUCCAUUGCACCAUUCUUAUCAACAAAAACGGAGUAAACUAUAAAACACAAAUCUCACCAAAACAUAAUAUUUAUAACCAUUCGCAAACGUAAACCUGACAGAAUUGAACAUUAAUGAGGUACCCAUGAAGACGCUUUUCAUUUCAUCAACGAGAAAUCUCAUUGAAUGAAAUUAGUUUAAUUGAAUACAAAAUAACUAGUAAAUUUUAAGUAAAUUCAAACAUUUUAUUAAUUUCGCACAUGUGUUACGAACCAUUUUAUUUUAAAUCAUUCACUUUUUUGGAUACUUUUUGUUUAUAUUUAUCAUCAUUCGAUCUAUAAUUAAUUUAUAAUCAAAAAACAUUUGCAAAAGAGAGCUCUCAAUUAUUUUAAGCUUUGUUAGAUUAGUUUAUAAUGUUAAUAAGUCUUAAUGUUUUAAAUAUUAUUUAUUUAAGAAGAAAUUUCUAUAUUAAAAUUAUGUGUCUUAAAUACAAUAUUUGUAAUGGCAAUUUUAAUAAAUGUUUGUCCAAUUGAUAACAGAAAAAGUAUGCUCUUAAAUUUUUUUUAUUUUUAUUUAUAAAUAC
Clunio marinus is the source of this 817-nucleotide messenger RNA. The record is from the annotation of a GenBank genome assembly. Lineage: Eukaryota; Metazoa; Arthropoda; Insecta; Diptera; Chironomidae.